AGACACUUUCCAGUCUUCUUGUUUUAACUCAGGAAAGAAAGUAUCUCAAUGCUCUCGCUAUCAUAUGUCUCUGUGCCGGACCGUAUCCGAACGUCCGGCUCCUGCUGGCAUGAGCGCACACAUGUCGACCCAAAGAGCGUGCCCGGAAGACAAGGCGACUGGUGUGUUAACCCUCUUGGGAAUGCCAGCCUACGGAACGAGACCCGAAGAAUGAACCGAGAUGAUGAACAAGUUAGAGAAGCGAGCAGUUGGAGAGGACUCUCGCGAGAGUUCUAUCCAAGACGCCUCUCCCUCUGGGUCUCUGUCUGAACUGGAC
Colletotrichum destructivum is the source of this 316-nucleotide messenger RNA. RefSeq lists its product as uncharacterized. The coding region runs from base 49 to 309 and encodes 86 amino acids. The transcript has a single exon. Lineage: Eukaryota; Fungi; Ascomycota; Sordariomycetes; Glomerellales; Glomerellaceae. The record is from RefSeq and is a predicted model, not a curated record.